GAAGGGAGUCGAGUUGGAAGAGGGACAGUGGGAGAAAAGUGGAUGUGUUUUGAUGAAGUUAAAGUUGUGUUCACGCCGGACAUGUAUUAGUUUGACAAUUGCACGGCGAAACUACGAAAACUUACGGAAUUUCAUCUGAGCAGGAGUCUUAAAAUGGGAUUUAUGUGGGCAUAGCGGAGCCCCGACAAGCUGCGGAGUGAAGAGCUUGUGCAGCAGAAGAACACCCAGCAUGGAUGUGGAAGACUUCCCUCCCCCUCCGCCUGAAAUGUUGGUGGAUGAUGUCUCCUUUGCGGAUGAAGAUGAGGGAGAGGCCUUUGAUUUUGACGACAGUGGUGACGACAUCCCCGAGGCUGACCGCCCACCUCCUGCAGCUCCAGCUUCUUUAGCCCUCGACAGUGGGUCUCAGAGCCAGGUCAACAUUGUGACCAGUAACCCUGAGGGUCAGCCCUCCAGCCUGGACCUCCCAGCACCUUCCCCCACAGCAGACACAGCCACAUCAUCAGCAGACACAGCAGUUGCCACAGCUGAAUCCUCCAUAGUGGGUGGAGCAACAGCAGAAGAACAUGGGACACCUGCAGCCAAAGGGACAGACGACAAGGAGACACCUCUUCCACCCCCUCCUGUUGAAAAUUACAUGGAAACAGACACAGGAAAAACAGGAAGUGAAGGCCACGAUGUCUGUGUUGAUGACCCUCCCCCUCCGCAGGCCACCCCCAGGACCACAUCCCAGGGCAAGGUCAACCCUUACUCUGUGAUUGACAUCACCCCCCUCCAACUGCAGCAACUUGAGCAGCAGCAUGGGUCCUCCCCUUCUUCUUCCUCUCCAUUGGAGCCCAGGGAACGAGAGGGAGAGGCCCAAGAUAUCCCCACCAGCCCCGCCGGCAUCACCUCGGGCUACUCGGUCCCUGUGCCCUGCGGCUAUGCCACUCCCUCCAGUGUACCCCUUAUCACACCAGCUUACACCACGCCUGUCAUCAUACGACACCUCUCCGUGGACGAGGAUGUCACAGUGGUUGGGACUGGCAACACCUCUGCUGACAGUGUUUUCAGUGAAGAGUAUCCACCUAUUAGAGAAGAAGAUGCCUUGACUAAAUGGGUGUCUGAUCCUGCCAACACAGCUUGGAUGGAAAAUCCAGAUGAGGUGAUUUACGAUGAUGUGCCCAGAGAGAACUCUGACUCCAACACAGAGCCAGAUGAGAUGAUCUACGAUGACGUAGAGUUGGGUGAGGAGGGCGGCUGCAACAGCUCCCUGGACACCGGCUGGAGCUCCAGUGAGUUCGAGAGCUAUGAUGAGGCCAGUGACGGGGAGGGCCGCCCUGGCAACGGCCUGCCGCAUGCCUUCAUGAGAGGAAAACCGCCACAGAGGAAGACUCACCUCUCUCAAGAUCUCACACGCUUGAAAGAACACUAUGAGAAAAAGAUGAAAGAUCUAAUGGCAAAUACAGUGGGAACAGUAGAGCUGCAGCAGCUAAAACAGAAACACGAGCAGAAGAUGCAAAAGCUUGUGAAGGCAGCUAAGGAGGGGACCAAAGAUGGCCUUGAGAAGACCAAAGCUGCGGUGAAGAAGGGACGCUCUUUCAUCAAGACCAAGUCCUUCUGUAAUGAGAGGAAGUCAGCCUGUUUUGAGGAUGAGGAGUCUGAACUCUUCAUUGAGGUGGACUGUUUCAAUGUGGAGCCUGUGCUGGGCCCGGCCCCAGAGGACCUCUCACAGCAACAGCUGGUUAGAAGAUGCAUUUUGGGCUCUAUAUUGGAGAGUGAGAAGAACUAUCUGGAAGCACUGAAAAGGAUAUUAGAGCAAUAUGAGAAGCCCCUGUCCCAGAUCGAGCCGAGGCUACUGAGUGACAGGAAACUGAAGAUGACCUUCUACCGUAUCCGUGAGAUCCUGCAGUGCCACUUCCUGUUCCAAAUUGCCCUGGCCAGCCGUGUAGCCGAGUGGGACAACUUGGAGAUGAUUGGUGAUGUCUUUGUUGCAUCGUUCUCCAAGUCCAUGGUGCUGGAUGCCUACAGUGAAUAUGUAAACAACUUCAGCACGGCGAUGGCAGUGGUGAGGAAGACAUGCGCUUCCAAGCCCGGUUUCCUGGAAUUCCUCAAGCAUCGACAGGAGACCAGCACUGACCGAAUGACUCUGUAUGGCCUAAUGAUGAAACCCAUCCAGAGAUUCCCACAGUUCAUUCUGCUGCUUCAAGACAUGUUGAAGAACACACCAGUGGGCCAUGCAGACCGCCUGCCCCUGCAGAUGGCCCUGACCGAACUGGAGACGCUGGCUGAGAAGCUCAACGAGAAGAAGAGGGAGGCUGACCAGCGAUGUGAGAUCCGUCACAUCGCCAAGGCCAUGAACGAACGCUACCUCAACAAGCUCCUGAGUAACGGCAGCCGCUACCUUAUCCGCUCAGACGACAUGGUGGAGACCGUCUACAAUGAACGUGGUGAGAUCAUCAAAACCAAGGAGCGGCGCCUCUUCCUGCUCAACGAUGUGCUCAUGUGUGCCACCCCCAACGUCCGAUGCAGUCAGGAUGGCAGCGGCAGCGGCAGUGGCAGUGCCCCACUGGGACAGAAGUUCCUCCUCAAGUGGAGUGUCCCGUUGAGCUUGGUGGAGGUGGUAGAGUUUGGAUCCAGUGAGGACAUGGCCGACAGCAGCCGCUACCCAACAGCCCACUCUGGGGAGAAGGUGGUCAUCAAUGCUAAGCCAAACAAGCUGUACAUGGGCCCGGGUCAGCUGUACCAGGACCUGCAGAACCUGAUCCAUGACCUCAGCCUGGUCAACCAGAUCUCCAGCAUGAUCUCCAGCCUCAAAGGCAACUACCAGAAUGUAAACCCCGCAGUGGCCCAGGACUGGGUGUCAGGUCUCCAGAGGCUGAUUCUGAAGAAGGAGGAGGAGAUCAGGGCAGCUGACCGCUGUAGGAUCCAGCUUCAGCUGCCAGGCAAACAAGACAAAUCGGGUAAACCCACAUACUUCAGUGCAGUGUUCAAUACCUUCAGCCCAGCCAUCAAACAGUCAUGGAUCAGUAACUUGCAGAUGGCCAAGCUUGCUCUAGAGGACGACAACAUGCAGGGCUGGUUCUUUGCAGAGGAUGACAGCAAUCAGAUCAAGAAGCAGAAACACCCUCUCCUGCUCCGACAAAUGCCUGUGGUCAUGUCGAAAUUACAGGAGUUCAAGGUGGAGUGUGCCGUUCACAACCCAGAGCCCCACGUCAACACAGAGAGCACAGCAGACACCCCUGUCCUGGGUCACGGUUGUGUCUGGGUGGCAAGUUGCACCAACCAGAUGGGCCAGAUAGCCAUCGUGGCCAUGCAGAACUCCAGUCCUAAAGUCACUGAGUGUUUCAACGUGGAGUCCCGUAUCCUCUGCAUGGCCUACGUCCCCACAGAGCAGUGCCAGGAAAACGGCGAGACGGUCCCUGAAAAUAAUCAUGCCCCCCCAGGGAAGGCCAGUGACACCCCCACUGUCUGUCUGGGCAUGGAGGAGGGCAGUAUCAUCGUGUAUAAGAGCAGUCAGCGGUCAAAGAAAGUACGUCUGCAGCACUUUUUUACUCCAGACAAGUCCACCGUCAUCAGCGUGGUCUACAAGAAACACUGUUUGUACGCCGGCCUGGUCAGCGGCUCUGUGGCCAUCUACUCCAGAACACAAGACGGGCUGUGGAGCAGCGACAAGCCCAAGGUGCUGAAGCUGGGCGUCCUCCCAGUCAAAGCCAUGCUGGCUGUGGAGGAGCAUGUCUGGGCCUCAUCAGGUGGACAGGUCUUCAUCAUCAGCACCCACACACACUCUGUGGAGAGGCAGCUGGAGGCCCAUCAGGAGGAGGGCAUGGUGGUGUCCCACAUGGUGGUGGCCGGGGUGGGCAUCUGGAUUGCCUUCAGCUCCGGCUCCACGCUGCGCCUGUUCCACACUGAGACCCUGGAGCACCUGCAGGACAUUAACAUCGCCACGCCCGUCCACAACAUUCUGGCUGGGAACCAGAGAGUGUUGGUGAGCAGUCUGCUGGUGUGCUAUGGUCUGCUCCUGGUAGGAACCAACCUCGGGGUGACUGUGGCCCUCUCUGUCCCCAGACUGCAGGGCAUCCCCAAAGUCACAGGUCGGGGUAUGGUGUCGUUCCACGCUCACAACGGACCAGUCAAGUUCCUCACCAUGGCUGCUGCUGUGUGCAACCGGCCCUCCGGCCUCCCAGCCACCAACCCUCCUGCUGCAGCCCAGCCAGCGGAGGCAGAGGACGGGGAGAAGACACAGCCGCCCCCGCCGGACUCAGCCCCGGCUCCCCCUCAGGGGCGAGGCGUGUGGCUGGGAGAGGCGGGCUGCACCACCAUGGCUCUUCAGGACUCCCUGUCCUCCUCGUCCUGCGGCUCCCUGGCUCCGUCCCAGGGCUCCCUGGAACACGGGCCCGAGGACGGAGCCCUUUACGACUUGCUCCAUGACCCAGCCCACCACCAGAGGGUCCGCCGGGCCAGCAAGGUGGACGUCAGCUCGCUGCUGGUGGUAUCCGGAGGUCUGGGCCACCGCAGGGUCAACAGGAAGACCAAGCAGUCCCGUCAUGAGGACAAUAUCUGCACCAUCAUGGUGUGGCAGAUCCCCCUGCUCAACAUGUGACACCCAAACAGACAGGUUAAACACGGGACUGCCUACUGUGACACACACACACUCUCACAGGGAGAUCUGCUACUUCAUUUCACUGAGCAUUUGGGAUCAAGAAAAUGAACUGAAUGUUUUAUGGAAACCAGUAUUGCAUUCCACACAGUUCCCAAGGUGGUUCUUAAGACUCCUCGUAUUCAUAGACUUUGCGUGGGCAUCUGCCUUUAGACAACAAGGGAUCAAUAUAACCACUGAAACGUGACGCCUGAUUUUGCUAACAGCAGCCCACAGACCAUUCAAUCCUCAAUCCAUUAAGACUGGAUGCAACGUUUGCGUGUUAGAAAAGGAUUCCUAUUAAAAAAAAGAAAUCACUGAAAUGUCUUUAAUUUCAUGUUCCUGUAAAGUUGGAUUGCGUUGUGCUAUAACAUGGCUAAUAUAUUCCAGUACACUUUUGACUUUGUGCCAUACCAGAUGACUGUAUUGGACUGCAGUAUUGAAACCAGUGUUGAAAAGAUUUUUGAGGCAUGAGACUUGAGAAAUUACUUUUUCCAGCUUGGAAAGAGUGUGAGGUAAUAUCGAGGCUUUGGAACUGUUACGUAGUAGCUUCAUGAUUAGGAAGAAUACGUUUUGGCCAGACUUCUGUUUAUCUGUAAUGGCCAGCUCAGAGCUGUAAAUAUGAAGUAUGACGACUCUGAUUAUUACAUGUGUAUUUGUUUAUGGAAUCACAUUUUUUGUCUUUGGUACACUCAAGCUAAUCUACUGCUCGUACCACUGUGCUAACAGAGAAAAGGGGAAAAUGGUUUAAUAUUGAUGACUAAAUUAGUUUGGAAAGGCUUGACGAGAGCCCCUGGCUGGCCAGGUUCUUCUUCAUACGAAAUGGAUGGGAGAUGUUUUCAUCAGGAGGGAUAUUUGAUCUGCCCUAAUGCAUUUUUGUUUCUCAUUCAAGGGUAUUUAAAAAAAAGAGGACAAGAUAAAAAGCUUUAUACUUCUGUCAUGUUUUGUAUGUUCUUCUGUUAUGUAUAUUAACUAAUCUAUAAACAUGGCUUUAUUCAGCAUC
Messenger RNA from Myripristis murdjan (pinecone soldierfish), 5618 nucleotides. RefSeq names its product Rho guanine nucleotide exchange factor (GEF) 10 (gene arhgef10). The transcript has 30 exons. Gene Ontology annotation, biological process: actin cytoskeleton organization; positive regulation of stress fiber assembly; mitotic spindle assembly. Gene Ontology annotation, molecular function: protein binding; guanyl-nucleotide exchange factor activity. Lineage: Eukaryota; Metazoa; Chordata; Actinopteri; Holocentriformes; Holocentridae. Gene Ontology annotation, cellular component: centrosome. The coding region runs from base 230 to 4579 and encodes 1449 amino acids. The record is from RefSeq and is a predicted model, not a curated record.